Raphanus sativus (radish) is the source of this 748-nucleotide messenger RNA. RefSeq names its product peptide methionine sulfoxide reductase B9. Gene Ontology annotation, biological process: protein repair; response to oxidative stress. The transcript has 3 exons. NCBI's taxonomy places the organism in Eukaryota, Viridiplantae, Streptophyta, Magnoliopsida, Brassicales, Brassicaceae. The record is from RefSeq and is a predicted model, not a curated record. Gene Ontology annotation, molecular function: peptide-methionine (R)-S-oxide reductase activity. The coding region runs from base 92 to 526 and encodes 144 amino acids.
GUUCUUCUACUCACUCAAAAAUCAAUUCUUCAUUUCUUAGAAAUCAGAACAUCUCUCUGUCGCCUUAAAAGCCUCUUCUUAUCAAGUUAUCAUGGCAACGACAGCAACAUUGGCAGCUCCAUUAACUGGAUCUGUCCAAAAACCAGAUGAUGAGUGGCGUGCGGUUCUGUCUCCUGAACAAUUUAGAGUUCUCAGGGAAAAGGGCACAGAGGCCCGAUUCAAAGGAGAAUAUAAUAAACUGUUCGACGAAGGAACGUAUGCGUGUGCUGGCUGUGCAACUCCUCUUUAUAAGUCCACCACCAAGUUCGACUCUGGCUGUGGCUGGCCUGCCUUUUUCGACGCUAUUCCCGGUGCCAUUAAACAAACUCUGGAGCCAGAUGGGAGAAGAGUUGAGAUCACAUGCGCAAAAUGUGAUGGACAUUUAGGUCAUGUUUUCAAAGGAGAAGGUUUCCCCACGCCUAAAGAUGAGCGUCACUGCGUCAACAGUGUUUCUCUUAAGUUUAAUUCUUCCGAAACUUCCUCCUGAUAAAUCGAUGUAUAUCGAUCCAUUUAUUGUUUGGACCAAUUCACCUCUUCUAAGAGAAUUCAAAAAUCGAGUCUGUUGUUUCAAGAAUAAUUUUUUUUUCUGCUGAAAUUUGGUGUGUUUUUUUUUUGAAAGCUUGUUUUCUAAAAUUUGGUGUGUUUCAUGAAUAAAUUGUACCUUUGCCGAGUAUUGAUGAAGCUUUUUGGUUAAUAAUACGGACUUAUA